Messenger RNA from Lolium perenne, 1274 nucleotides. RefSeq names its product flavin-containing monooxygenase FMO GS-OX5. The record is from RefSeq and is a predicted model, not a curated record. Gene Ontology annotation, molecular function: N,N-dimethylaniline monooxygenase activity; flavin adenine dinucleotide binding; NADP binding. Lineage: Eukaryota; Viridiplantae; Streptophyta; Magnoliopsida; Poales; Poaceae.
GAGACUUUGCACGUACGAGGAUUCUCCCUUCCUCCUGAAAUGCCGUCACGCCGCGUCGCCGUGAUCGGCGCCGGAGCCGCCGGGCUGGUCGCGGCACGCGAGCUGCGUCGCGAGGGCCACGCCCCAGUGGUCUUCGAGCGCGCCGCGGCAGUGGGUGGCAACUGGCUCUACGACGACUCUCCAGCCAGCGCCGCCUCGGCGGCCGACCUGCUUGGCGCCGGCGGCGUCCACUCGAGCCUGUACGCGUCCCUCCGCACCAACCUGCCCCGCGAGUGCAUGGGCUUCCUCGACUUCCCCUUCGUCCCCGAUGACGGCGCCGGGACCGAGAGCUCAUACUCCGGCGACCCGCGCAGGUUCCCCGGCCACGCGGAGGUGCUCCAGUACCUCGAGGCGUUCGCGCGGCGGUUCGACCUUCACGGGCUGGUACGGUUCGAGACGGAGGUGGUCCGCGUCCGCAGGGACGACGCGGGCGCCGGCUGGAAGGUGUCGUACUGCUCGAGGAAGCUCGCCCAUGGCAGUAGCGAACAAGAGGAGGUGUUCGACGCCGUCGUUGUCUGCAACGGUCACUUGGCCGAGCCGCACAUCGCCGACAUCGCCGGCAUCGAUACUUGGCCCGGGAAGCAAAUGCAUAGCCACAACUACCGUGUGCCCGACUCGUUUCACGGGCAAGCUGUGGUGGUAAUCGGAUCAGCGCCCAGUGGACACGAAAUUUCGAGGGACAUUGCAGGUGUCGCGAAAGAAGUCCAUGUUGGGCGUCGGUCGCCCCCCACCUCCGAAAUGCAGAGCACUGCCCGUGCAAACUUGUGGCUUCAUCCUAUGGUCGAGCGCGCUGAGGAAGAUGGCAGUGUGGUGUUCAAAGAUGGUAGUCGUGUUAAAGCUGAUGCCAUCGUGCACUGCACCGGAUACAAGUACAACUUUCCAUUCCUAGGUGAUGAUGUUGGUAUCUACGUCGACGACAACCGCGUGGGCCCGCUAUACCAGCAUGUCUUCCCCCCACACUUGGCUCCUCACAUCUCCUUCAUUGGGCUGCACAUCAAGAAUUUGACCGGAGUCAGAGGUGGGCCGCGAUCAAGAUGGGCUUGAAGAAUAUACAUGGAAGGAAUACAUGAAUCGGCCUUAUAUGCAAAGUUUGGGCUAGUUCGCCCGUGUAUCUGUAAUAUAGUAGGAUACGUGUCGGUUAGUUAGAGUUUGGCUCGUGCACGGUUGGGAUUAUUCCCACGCUAGAAAGUCUACGGACUAUAAAUAUGUAUCUAGGGUUUAUGAAAUAAACAACA